AUGUUCCACAGUCAACCACAAUUCACCAUAAAAGUAGAGAAAAACAAAGAAUUUGACAAAUCAUGUGUCAUUGAUACGUUCAACAUUGGAAGUGGAAACAUAGCAGAUUGUCUGGAACAUUGUUUGGAGAACUGUCGGUGUCAGUCGUUUCAAAUUUGUCAAAAUACAAAAUGUCAACUGUGUUCAAGUCACAAGAAAGAGAACAGUUCAUUGCUUCAUGACAAAGAUGGCUGCGUCUAUGCUAUGUACGAGAUGCGACAUUUGACAGAAACGUUUCAGGUGAUGCAUGCAUGUAACUAUGUCAAUUUGAAGAGUGUCAAAGUGGAAAAUCACAUUUCUCAUAUUUUCUAGAGAUAUUUCAAUGUGCUUUCUUUGUCAUGCAUGCAUACAUCCCGAAUUUUGGUAUUAAUAUAUCCACGAAAUACGUGCGAUCAUAUUACAUUUUAUUUUCUUAGAAAUUGGAAGGGCAAUCUUCAUGCAUGAGUUGUUCAAUGAAGUACAAUUGUUGUCAACAAUCGGGUAUCUGUCGCGAGAACAAAAUUUGUAAACCAGUCAACUCCCAAGAACAGCCCUGGAAACGUUUUACCUGCGAAUGUCCGGAUGGUUACCAUGGAGAAAACUGUGACCAACCAAUCACGUCAUGCCAAGGAUAUGCCAAAGGUUCCAGGAAAUCGGGCAUGUACAAAGUGGUGGAUUCUAUCGGAGGCCCAUUGUAUGAAGUUUUCUGCCAUUUUGAUUCUGAUAGUGCUUGGAGUUUGGUGCAGUCUUACAGUUUUGCAAAUAGAUCUCUUGAUCAGUUCAAGAAAUCUUUGUCUAACAACCGUCCUAUCAGUGAAAAUGCUCUGACAUGGAGCGGCUAUCGACUUGGCAAAGCAAGAAUGGAAUCUAUCAAAAAUAAUUCAAGUUUUCUUCAGUUCACCUGUGACUAUGAGAAACACAUUGAUUUAAACCAGUCCGACUUCGUUCAACUUGAGCUUCAAAAUCUUAAAACCACACUUGGAGGAAACAACGUUGACGUACUUGAACUCAGUGGGUGUACAUCCUAUGUUCUUGUUCGCAAUGGGCGUGGUAAAAUUGGAGAAUAUGAUUUAAAUUAUUGUAAAAUUAAGCUUUGUCAGUUUCCGGACUGGCCCUUGCAUGUGGUUUUUGAAAAUAGCGAUCCUCCGUCAUGUAUGUUCAACGCAGUGUCUUGUUCCGGCUACACUUACGAGUAUUUUGGAAGCUUUCAUUAUUCUAUUGAUUAUUGUGUUAAAAGAGUGCAUCGUUGUAUACAGAAUGGAAAUUCUACGACGCAGCUUUGGUUUAGCACGCGUAAGAUGACAUAA
Molecule: messenger RNA, 1325 nt
Organism: Paramuricea clavata
Lineage: Eukaryota; Metazoa; Cnidaria; Anthozoa; Malacalcyonacea; Plexauridae
Source: the annotation of a GenBank genome assembly